Messenger RNA from Cynara cardunculus var. scolymus (artichoke), 869 nucleotides. RefSeq lists its product as uncharacterized. The record is from RefSeq and is a predicted model, not a curated record. Gene Ontology annotation, cellular component: endoplasmic reticulum; endoplasmic reticulum membrane. Bases 58 to 699 code for a protein of 213 amino acids. Lineage: Eukaryota; Viridiplantae; Streptophyta; Magnoliopsida; Asterales; Asteraceae. Gene Ontology annotation, biological process: endoplasmic reticulum to Golgi vesicle-mediated transport; intracellular protein transport. The transcript is spliced from 2 exons.
GGUCGUCGAUCGAUCGAUUAGGGUUUCAAUUGCGCUGUAAUUUUUGAAAAAUACACGAUGAUUUACGUGUUCUUCAUGGUUUUAUUCGCCGAAAUGGCAAUCAUUCUAUUACUUAUGUUCAAAACCCCACUUCGAAAGCUUUUAAUCCUUGCAUUAGAUCGUAUGAAACGAGGGAGAGCUCCAUUGAUCGUGAAAUCCGUUGUCGCAACCAUCUUCACCAUCAUGCUCUACCAAAUUUACAACGUUUCGCAUAUGCGGAGACGCCCCGGCGAUGCUAUCGGUCCCACCGAUCAAAUCAUCCUCGCUUACCAAAUGCUCGAAGCUUCUCUCAUUGGCUUCUCAAUUUUCCUGUCGCUGAUGAUCGAUAGACUACAUCAUUACAUUAGAGAACUACGCAUGCUCAGAAAGAAACAAAACCAAACCCCUGAAGGAGGUAAGAACAAUGCUGUAGACGAGAUUAACGCCCUUAAUGAAGAAAUAUCUCGGCUGACAGCAAAGAUCAGAAGGCUGGAAUCUGAAAAUGCUAACAAGGAGAAAAAGAUCAAGUCUGCAGAAAUGGAUUCGGGUGGUCUCAAGAAUCAAUCAGAAGGAUUCCGUGUUGAAUACGAACGGUUGCAGUCCGAGAACCGAAGUCUCACGGAUGGACUGCGGACGAUCGAAGGAACCUUAUCGAAUUCUGGUGGGAAGAAGGAUAAGUGAGUUAAUAACAAAUUUCUUGAUGCAAAAGGGGAAAAUAAGUGGGCAAAUUAAGGGAAGAUGAAUGGAGUUUGUUAUAUGUGUCGAUGGCAAAGGUUGCAGUUUGCUUACAUUUUGUAAAAAUCAUGAUGGCUUGUUGAGGUUAGAAGACCAACAAACCUUUGUUUUAAUUG